Tribolium madens (black flour beetle) is the source of this 805-nucleotide messenger RNA. RefSeq names its product proteasome subunit beta type-1 (gene Prosbeta6). The coding region runs from base 65 to 772 and encodes 235 amino acids. The transcript is spliced from 2 exons. The record is from RefSeq and is a predicted model, not a curated record. NCBI's taxonomy places the organism in Eukaryota, Metazoa, Arthropoda, Insecta, Coleoptera, Tenebrionidae. Gene Ontology annotation, cellular component: proteasome core complex.
GCACAAUUGACAAUUGACAGUUGAAUUUGUAUUGUCAUUCAAUUUGAGUUUUGUGUUGUACGAGAUGGCUUUAUUACACGCGGAAAACCGUCCCCAUUACCCCGACUACGCCACAGCCCCCACUCAGCACCACUUUAGCCCCUAUGCCGACAACGGCGGGAGUGUGGUUGCGAUCGCCGGUGACGACUUCGUGAUAAUCGGGGCUGAUACCCGUCUCAGUGCAGGUUUCUCCAUCUACACUCGAGACCAAAACAAGUUGUUCCGAUUAUCGGACACCACAGUAUUGGGGUGUUCAGGUUGUUGGUGCGACACUCUCACUCUGACUCGUAUUUUGAGCGCUCGUAUGCAGAUGUACCAACAGGAGCACAACAAAACCAUGGCCACGCCGGCUUGUGCCCAAAUGUUGUCAACAAUGCUGUACUACAAGAGGUUUUUCCCCUAUUACAUUUCUAAUAUUCUUGUGGGGCUGGAUAAUGAAGGGAAAGGGUGUAUUUAUAGCUACGACCCGAUUGGGCAUUGCGAGAAGACUACGUACAGGGCGGGGGGCUCCGCAGGGGCGCUUUUACAACCCCUGUUAGAUAACCAAAUCGGGUUGAAAAACAUGCAAAAUGUCAAGGAGGCUAAAUUGACAUUAGAGAAGGCGACUGCGAUCAUCAAAGACGUGUUUAUUUCAGCCGCUGAAAGGGAUAUUUUCACGGGGGAUAGUAUUUUGAUUAAUGUCAUCACCAAGGAGGGUAUCAAAGAAGACAGUUUUCAAUUGAGGAAAGAUUAAUUGUCUUGUGUGGUAAUAAAUCAGUGUUUGGUA